Molecule: messenger RNA, 1137 nt
Organism: Pseudomassariella vexata
Lineage: Eukaryota; Fungi; Ascomycota; Sordariomycetes; Amphisphaeriales; Pseudomassariaceae
Exons: 2
Coding region: 1-1137 (378 amino acids)
Source: RefSeq, a predicted model, not a curated record
AUGUCGCAACCAACACCCCCGAUGAUCAUCAAUAUGCCCCAACCACCAUCAAAUCCGGAUACUCCCAACGAGAUGCCUGGCACGCCUACGAGUACGACCACCUCGCUUUCGGCGCUCUCCACCAUAGCCAUCAAAGACGGGCACCGAGGCCACGCGCAAGCUCCCACCUUCGGCGGACAACGGACCCACCAUCAUUCGUCAACCAACAGCCUGGAUGCCGAACGGGCAGACCGCAUCUCUCGACUCGCGGGUCUCGAGCGCGUGUCCACCGUUCGAGCCCCUGCUCCACAAGGGGGCAAUUCCUCCAACUCCCCCCAGACCACCCCCACCUCGACCGGCUUCCACCAGAUCCAUCAGCAGCAGAUUGCCAACCUACCUGUCGCGCCCGCAUAUUUCGACUCGAACGGUCAACCUGUGGCAGCAGCCACCAAAAUGAGCACAGUGGGCACCGCGUCUGCGACGGGUAGUGUCGGCGCGCGCACUACCACUGACGCAGACGACAAUACCGAAGUCGACGAGGAUGUCAUAAGCAUGGACACAAAUUACCGAACCAUGGAUGUCGACUCGACCUCGGGCGCAGACGUCCUGGACGAGGAUUUGACAAGCCGCUCCGUGGGUGGCUUCGAGGAUCGUAUGAGUGACGAUGGGACUGCCAGUCUUGUUGGCUUCGGUGAGGGCGCGAACAGCACUGUCAGCGGUCCCAUAUACCACCGCCGACCGCUGCCGGGAACAGCAGGCGUGGCAGGUGUCUUCAACCUUGAGAGAAGCAGCUCGGGGCUAAGCGAACAGGCAGUGCUGAGAUCACAACAGCUGCGAGAGGGCAGCGACACCCCGAUUAGCGCGUCUGCCCUGGCCGAGAGACGUGAUGCGAGAAUGGUGGACGGCGUCUCUGUCGAUGGAGCGGGUCAUGUAGGAACUGCUGACGAAGAGACAUUUGUUGACACCACCAACCGAGGACCUAUUCCAAUGCUGUCCGGUCGGACGCACCGAGGUUCAACGUCACGCGACGCCGCCGAACAACUCAUCAAAGAGAGAUUGGACGGCGGGGAGGGUCGAGUGAGCAGUGCGGGUCCGGCACUGAGCAGUCCGAAGGGCGGUGAACCGCUGGGGAAAUUCUACUUUGAGGAGAAGAAGUAA